This is a messenger RNA of Dibothriocephalus latus, 267 nucleotides long. Lineage: Eukaryota; Metazoa; Platyhelminthes; Cestoda; Diphyllobothriidea; Diphyllobothriidae. The record is from the annotation of a GenBank genome assembly.
GCCAAACGGACAGCCACAGAACAGGUGCACGUCAACCAGGCCGUAGUUCUGACGGAAAGACGCCUGGGUUUCCUGGAGCAUCUGCGUGCCGAGAGCAUGGAGCUACUGCGCCUGGCUACCGGGCUGACUGAUGACCUGGCAAAGAGUGUCUGCGAGUUCAACAGUUCCUGGAAGAAAUACAGUCGCCUUUCGGAGGACUGCAAACAGAAGAUGGCUCUCAUCCAAAAUCAGACGGAAACACUGAAGGCGCUGGAGGUGGAUUUUUAA